CGCUCUGGCGGCAGCGGCAGAACCAGCGGCGACAGCAGCAGGAGCAGCGGCGAGCAUGUCCUCGAGCAGGGCCAAGAAAGUGAAGAUGGCCACCAAGUCCUGCCCGGAGUGCGACCAGCAGGUUCCUGUUGCAUGUAAAUCAUGUCCCUGUGGCUACAUAUUUAUUAGUCGAAAACUGUUGCAUGCUAAACGUGCUGAGAGAUCACCACCCAUCACAGAAAACAAGAAUGAGGCCAAAAGGAGACGAACAGAGAGAGUUAAGCGAGAGAAGAUAAACUCUACAGUAAAUAAAGACUUAGAAAACCGAAAAAGAUCCAGGUCUAACAGCCAUUCAGACCAUAGCAGACGAGGAAGAGGAAGACCUAAGAGUGCCUCAGCCAAAAAACAUGAAGAAGAAAGGGCAUUGAAACAAGCCACCAUGACCAGAGGGAAUGCAGAGGCUUUCACUUGCUCACUGAGAGAAACAAGAAAAAGAAGUUGACAUGUAUGCUAACCUUUCAGAUGAAAAGGCCUUUGUAUUUUCAGUGGCCUUGGCGGAAAUAAACAGAAAAAUUAUCAAUCAAAGACUUAUUCUGUAACUUGUAAACACAAUCUGAUGCAUUUAUAUGCAGAAUUGCUAGUGUAUUUCCAAGGUGUCAUGGGCUCUCGGAAAGUGUUUUGUCUGUACUGACAAGGACCAUGGUAUUUCUUUUUAAAAUUCUGCUGCUGUUCUUGGAAAUCUGUCUCUACAAGUCAGAAAGAAAGAGUUCACAAGAUUGUGUUAUGAAAAAUCAUAAAGCAGAUGUUUUACGCCUUGAAGACAAAUGCCCAGAGAGACUGCACCCAUUCCAGAGCACUUCUUUUAAAUUUCCUGCCAGAAAUGCAAUAUUUUAAAUAUUUCCAGAAAUAAAUGGUUUUCCUUUAAAAUUAUAUAUUUCAGAUUCUUCAGCUAUAUUCCAGUUUAUGUAUGUAUAGUUCACAUAACUUUUUAAUAAAUUGAUACUCCAAUAUUUUAUUGAA
Pezoporus occidentalis (night parrot) is the source of this 999-nucleotide messenger RNA. It is a transcript of the gene HDIP1, whose product is annotated as chromosome unknown C16orf87 homolog. The coding region runs from base 56 to 481 and encodes 141 amino acids. The transcript is spliced from 5 exons. The record is from RefSeq and is a predicted model, not a curated record. NCBI's taxonomy places the organism in Eukaryota, Metazoa, Chordata, Aves, Psittaciformes, Psittacidae.